AGAGAUAUUUUCUCGGCAACACUCGGCAGCAUUUGCUGUUGCUAUGUCGGCCAACCCUUCGAUACAGUAAAGGUUCGCAUGCAAACGAACCCCACUGUGUACAGCGGCGUCAUUUCUUCCGUCACUAACAUUUUAAAAAAUGAGGGCGUUGCGGCAUUCUGGAAAGGCGCCGUCCCGACAGCCAUGGGAAUGGCUUUGGAAAACGCCAUGGCUUUUGGCGUCAAUGAGGCUCUGAAGCGAUCGUUCCCGGACGAUCUUUCUCUCGACAAUAACGCAAUGCCUAGUUUGACCAAACCGUUUGCCAUGGGAGCCAUGACUGGCUGUUGCUCCGCCCUCGUAUUGCUACCGAGUGAAAUUGUCAAGGCCAAACUGCAAGUCGUCGUCGGCAAGAAUGUUUCGUCGGGCGAAAUUAUUAAACAGAUAGUGUCGAAACAGGGUGUACGCGGCAUUUUUGCCGGACUCGACGCACAACUUGCCCGGGACGCCAGUUUUUACGCCAUUUUCUUUGGUGGAUACGAAGUCAGUUGUUACCUGUUUCGUACCCACGUACCAUCCAUGCCGGAUGAACUGAACUAUUUUAUUAGUGGAGGUCUCGCAGGGAUGUUUGGUUGGACCAUUGCGAUGCCCUUUGAUGUUCCCAAAACCAACGUACAGGCUCGCUACGAUACCAAAGUGGUAGGCUCGUACGCUCCCGAAUUGAUCAGGAUUGCCCAGGAACGCGGGGUAGUGGGAUUGUAUUCCGGUUUGGGACCAACCCUGGUGCGAGCUUUUCCGGCGAACGCGGCACUGUUC
This is a messenger RNA of Phaeodactylum tricornutum CCAP 1055/1, 792 nucleotides long. RefSeq lists its product with no specific name. The transcript is spliced from 3 exons. Gene Ontology annotation, molecular function: L-ornithine transmembrane transporter activity. The record is from RefSeq and is a predicted model, not a curated record. The annotation marks the transcript as partial. Gene Ontology annotation, biological process: mitochondrial L-ornithine transmembrane transport. NCBI's taxonomy places the organism in Eukaryota, Bacillariophyta, Bacillariophyceae, Surirellales, Neidiaceae.